Messenger RNA from Aspergillus mulundensis, 2004 nucleotides. Its product is annotated as putative 5'-nucleotidase. Lineage: Eukaryota; Fungi; Ascomycota; Eurotiomycetes; Eurotiales; Aspergillaceae. The record is from RefSeq and is a predicted model, not a curated record. The coding region runs from base 1 to 2004 and encodes 667 amino acids. The transcript is spliced from 4 exons. Gene Ontology annotation, biological process: nucleotide catabolic process. Gene Ontology annotation, molecular function: hydrolase activity.
AUGUCUUCUGUCGAAACUGACGGCUCCUCCGUCACCUAUACUUCUGAUCGGAGCGGCAAGCCCGAUCUCCGCCUUAUCCACUACAAUGACGUGUAUCAUGUCGAACCAGGCUCCGCAGAACCAGUGGGCGGCGCCCCUCGUUUCCAAUCCGUGAUCAACCACUAUCGGUCGCAUUCCAGCUUCGACGGACAACCUACCCCUCUCACCUUCUUCUCCGGCGAUGCGUUCAACCCCAGUCUAGAAAGUACCGUUACAAAGGGGAGGCACAUGGUGCCUUUUCUCAACAAGGCGGGAACAGACGUGGCAUGCGUAGGGAAUCAUGAUCUCGAUUUCGGCGUCGCGCAGUUCCGUCAUUUGCGCGACCAAUGUCAAUUUCCCUGGCUUUUGGCCAAUGUCCUAGAUCCAGCACUCGGCGAAGGCGUGCCAAUUGGAAAUUGCGAGAAGACCUGCAUGCUGACAUCGUCGAAUGGAAUCAAGGUGGGCGUGAUUGGUCUCGGAGAGCGCGAAUGGCUAGGAACUAUCAACUCCCUCCCUCCUGACCUUAUUUAUAAGUCCGCUUCGAAGACCGCGAUCGAACUCGUCCCACGUCUACGAGAGCAAGGAGCAGAGUUGAUUGUUGCCGUUACGCAUCAGCGCGAACCGAAUGAUUAUAAACUAGCGCAGAACAUCCCUCACGGCCUCAUUGACAUUAUACUAGGAGGGCACGACCAUUUUUACGGACAUGCUUUUCUCAACGGCGUUCACGUCCUCCGUUCAGGUACGGAUUUCAAACAGUUAAGCUAUAUCGAAGCAUUCCGGAAAACGGACGGCCAAGGAUGGGACUUCAACAUUGUUCGACGGGAUAUGGUUCGAUCUAUACCUGAAGAACCAUCGGCCGUGGCGCUAGUUUCUAAGCUCACCUCGAGUCUCAAAGCCAAGUUGGAUAAGCCUAUAGGUUACACAGUCCGUCCGCUUGACGGACGAUUCUCCACUGUCCGUGCUGGAGAAUCUAAUUUGGGGAACUUUGCCUGCGACCUUAUGCGCUUCUACUACCGUGCUGAUUGUGCCAUGAUGGCCGGAGGUACUAUCCGCGGAGAUCAAAUAUACCCCCCGGGAGUGCUCCGUCUCCGCGACAUUCUAAAUUGUUUUCCUUUCGAAGAUCCUGUCGUCUUGCUCCGUCUGAAGGGCAAAGCACUUUUUGAUGCCCUUGAGAACGGCGUCAGCCAACUUCCCGCCCUAGAGGGCCGCUUCACCCAGGUCUCAAAUAUAUCAUUCAGUUUCAACCCAUCUGCCCCUCCCGGCUCGCGCAUCAACUGGGCCAAGAUCGGUGGACGCGACAUUCAAUUCGAAGAAAGCUACACACUGGCCACUCGAGGUUACAUGGCACGAGGCAAAGACGGGUUCGCCUCACUACUCGUGGAAUCCGAAGGCGGAGAGGUGGAAGAGCUGGUGGACGAAGAAAGCGGAACUCUCAUCAGCACACUAAUGCGUCAAUACUUCCUCAGCUUGAAGGUCAUGGGCCGAUGGCAGAACCUAGGGAAGAGCAUGACCCGGCACUGGGCAGACGUGCAGAAGAACAUGUCCGCCAACGGCUGGCUAAAACCACCCUCAGCAUUAUCAUCGCCCGACGCAGAAAAGGUCCCCACCCGCCUUCAACGCCCACCUCUCAACCGCAAAACACACUACUACUACGGCCGGUUUGCCGAGGCCCAGGCCGCUAUCAACGAAGGCCAGGAGCCUGAUAUCGAAGAGUCGAUGGACUCCGACUCCGACUCUGACCCCGACAUCCUUGUUUCGCCGCGCCCACUCACCAACUACGUUACACGUCCGGCUCGCUCAGCCGAAGAGGAAGAAAAUCUGUUACGCCUGGCACGAUGGGCAACGCGGCGCUGGAUGCGCAGAACGGGUAUCAGUUCGGCCAUGGACGAGGCGGAUCAGAAUGAUAAUAGCCCAUAUACGCCGCAGUGGACGCCGGGCAUUGCACCUCGGUUGGAGGGAAGAAUUGUUAUUGAGACCAAUGCUUAA